AGCUUCAGUUUCCCCAGAACAAGCCCUCUAUGGAAACAUGUCUUUGACCAUCAGACAGACACGGUUUUCAGAUGAAGGCGACUACCAGUGCUUCUACAGCAGCCCGAAAGAGAGGGGGAAUCCAGAUUCUGCCAGUCUGGUUGUGACAGGCCACCCACCCCAGAACCUCACAGUGAAGGCCGGUGGUUUUCUCUCCAUACCGCUCUAUACCGCAGACCCAGUGAGGGUAACAUUCAGUGCAGGCCUUGGUUCAGAUGAGGUGCUGAUGCUCGAUGCAAAUAAAGGCCCAGCCAGGUUUGGGGAGCGUUGUGCUCAGAGAUGUGAGCUUCUGGCCCAAAACUACACCCUUUUGCUGAGGAGUGUGACACUGGAGGAUGCCGGAGUCUACAAGGUGACCGAUCCUGAGACCAACAGGACCAUCGGUUCUGUCUCUGUGCGAGUCUCAGGACUCUCUGCUGGAGCGGUGGCUGGGAUAGUGGUGGGAGUGAUGGUGUCGCUGCUGGUUCUGGCUGGCAUUGCCUUUGCAGUCUGGUGGCUCUUCAUAAGAAACACAGAAAACUCUCAAAAUUUAGAUUGCUUCCGUGCAGCCAGAACAGGACAACGUGGACAACGUGGACAAAGUGAACUACGUGAACUACGUGAACUACGUGAACUACUUGGACAACGUGAACACCGUGAACUAAGUGAACUAAGUGAACUAAGUGAACUAAGUGAACUAAGUGAACUAAGUGAACUAAGUGAACACCGUGAACACCGUGAACACCGUGAACACCGUGAACUAAGUGAACUAAGUGAACUAAGUGAACUAAGUGAACACCGUGAACACCGUGAACACCGUGAACAAAGUGAACAAAGUGAACAAAGUGAACACCGUGAACACCGUGAACAAAGUGAACAAAGUGAACACCGUGAACAAAGUGAACAACGAACGAUGUUGAAUCGCAAAAGUCAAAGGAACGUAACUGAAGCUGAACCGGAGUUCGUAACUAUGGACACACUCAAAGAAAUGCUGGAUCAACAAAAGACUAUCUAUGAGGAGGUAUUAAAAAGACAGGAGGCGUCAUUUAGGUGCUUCACACAAAUGAUCCUGGAUUCGACCAACAAAAGGAUUGAUGGAAUUGUGAGAGAGUUCCAGGACUUGAGUAACAGUCUAAAAUACUCUCAGAAGGACAUUAACAAAAUAAAAGCAACACAGGCCGUGGAUAAAAAUGCUUUUAAGGACUUAGACAAACUGGUAAAGCAACUUCACUCCACUCCAGUUCAGUCUAAUAUCCUCCUUGAGCGUCUCAAUUAUUUGGUGAACCAAAGCCGAAGGAAUAACAUUAUAAUUGAUGGAAUAACUUCGGAUCAUGGAGAGGAAUCGUGGGCUGAGGCUGAGAACAAUGUGCGUGAACUGUUAACCACCAAGCUGAAAAUGGAGGCCAACUCAAUUCAGAUCGAACGAGCCCAUAGAAGGGGUAAAUUCAGACGAGACGCUGAAGACCCUGAGGCAUCGUAGUGAAGCUUCUGCGUUUUAAGGAUAAGGAACUCAUUAUGGAAAAGGCAAGAGCACACCUAAAAAACACCUCGGUGUACAUAAAUGAGGACUUUUCCGAACGGCUGAGGAAGAAAAGAGCUGAACUUUUGCCUGCGAUGAGAGAAGCCAGAGCAAUAAUCGAUAACGAGUUGGCUAUUGACGCAGCAUCAUAUAGUAGCUAAUAUCAUUAUCUCAGAUAAAAAACAAUUGUGUGAUGCAUUCAAUCACCAUUUUAUUUUGGCUGGUUAUUUAUUUGAGAAUACAGCUAUGUCCUCUGGAAAUGUAUUUAGGUGUUGCAUUUCCAUUUUAUUAUGUAUUUUUUAUUAUCUUAACUACCCACCUUUAGUCUGUAAAUCCAUUUUAACAUUUUAUGUUUUGUCAAUCACUUGUAAAACACUUUGAAUUUCAAUUUGAUUUGUCUGAAUGGUGCUAUGUAAAUAAAGUUUGAUUGAUUGAUUGAU
Molecule: messenger RNA, 1977 nt
Organism: Anguilla rostrata (American eel)
Lineage: Eukaryota; Metazoa; Chordata; Actinopteri; Anguilliformes; Anguillidae
Exons: 3
Coding region: 38-1498 (486 amino acids)
Source: RefSeq, a predicted model, not a curated record